AUGACUACAUUGGACAACCUAAUCAGGUUUGUUGAUGAAUUAGACUCACGUUCUCUGACUCUUGUUGAUGCGGUUGAAGAGUCGAGUCGACUCAUUUCCAAGAUGAUGAGUUUGACUGCUGUGGCCAACGAAAAGGAUAGAGCCAUAGAACAGAUGGAGGCUCGUGUUGAUGAUAAUGCCAUGUUUCUUGAUCUGAUAGAAAGUUUAAUGGAGAAGACGUAUCUUCUUGAAUCAACAACCGAUAACAGCAUUACUACCACCACAUCUCUUAUCAACCUACAAACAGAAUACACCUAUUUGAAGACAAAAUUUACCAUGGACAAUGCCAGACAAGAUAUCAAUAUUGACAGACAGUCUAUGUCGUCGUCUAUGUCGUCUGUACCUCGAUACUCAGAUAGCAAACGACUCAGCUCUUUGUAUGGGGCUACAGACACUCUCAAUCGCAUGUUAGACUACCAGUUCCAUUCAGAAGAGCAGACAUUGUCACCACUGGCACCACCACAGCCUCGUCCUACGCUCUCCCAUCAAAUCUCGGUAUCUAAUCUUUCCUUAAAGCCGUUAAGGUGUUCCAACUCCUCCAAAAUAGACAAGAAGAAGUCCAAGUACCGAGUUUCCAAAGUGUACAACAUCAAUCCUGUGGCAUACGACAGUGUGUCGUCGGUGUUUGAUGAUGAUACAAGCUCUUCUAUUCACUUGACUCCGCAUAAGCCUAUCUACAACUUGCCUCCAGCCCGAAGACUCUUCUCCAAUGCCACAGACACAACUCUAACCACCACAAGUCAUAAUGUUAUGCUGCAACACAACGAUGAUUACAACGACAACGACGGUGGCAUGAGCGAGGCCACCACCACAGAAGACAUUUCAUUCACAUACUUUGAUAACCAUUUGAACCAGCUCAAACGUAAGUCAAAUUCGCUCCCAGAUAUUGGGACAACAUCCGACCCCCAGUUUGGCUUGUACAUCGAUCUACAACGGGGUCCAGACACAAGGAACAUGCGUAACUCUCGACUUAAGCAUUUCAUGAGCUACAACCAAUUUACAGUGCCGGAAGACCCCGAAACUGUGACAGACUUAAACAUAGAGAGCAGUGAUCACUUGGAUGCCAUCUCCAUGGUUUCCGACUUUUCAUACUAUUCUCCUGAUAAACAGCAUGACGAUGUUAACGAUGCUAUGAUCUUUGAAGACGACGAUAACUUUAAUAGGUUCUUGAGGAAAUCAAGAGUUGAUUUGAAUAAGGUAUUGCCCCGACCUAGAACCCAAAGCCACGAUAGCAUAUUCCAGGAACCAGUCGGUAUCACUACUGCAGUGGCAGUGCCAGCUGUUGCUGCUACAGUUGGUGCAACUACUGCCGAAGCUGCUACGGCUGUUACUUCAAAGUUCCAUAAUCCUAUUGACACUAUGGCCAUGACAAGUAAAGCCAAACGACUUUCACCCACCAUAGAACCGGUUUAUUCGUUGGUUAAUGGCGUACCGGAAAGCACCACUACCACCACCACCACCAAAUCUUUGCUAGAGAAGUAUAAGAGCAGUGACGAUGAUGAUAUUAAUACUUCACCUUUGAAACAUAAGACAUCAUCAGGCUCUUCAUUCCAAUUCUUCAACCUUGUUUCUCCCAGCAAGCCACAGCCAAUCAGAGCACCAGCACCAGCAUCAGCAUAUUCGUCUUCCAAAGGACAACUUUCACUUAAAGAAACCAUUUCAUUGUUAGUGAGUUCUUCUCCUGUUGCUUCAAGUUCAUUGAAUUCUACUCCUACCAAAAUCAAGCAUUUAAAGGAACAAUAUCGAUCCAAAACUAACCCCAUUCAAAUCAGAUCAGGAAGCUCUGUGAAGCGACAACCUGUUCGUAAUCCCAGAACAGAUGGAGCUCAUUCACUGCUUUCCAUUGGUCCAAACCGUACUACGUUAUUUACCCAUGGUGAUGCUUCGUUCUUCAAGAGACCAGUGGUUACAAGGUUUAAUCCGGAAGCCCUUCAAGAUGCAUUAUCACGAAGCAUAGACUAA
This is a messenger RNA of Lizanozyma spartinae, 2001 nucleotides long. RefSeq lists its product as uncharacterized. The transcript has a single exon. The coding region runs from base 1 to 2001 and encodes 666 amino acids. The record is from RefSeq and is a predicted model, not a curated record. NCBI's taxonomy places the organism in Eukaryota, Fungi, Ascomycota, Pichiomycetes, Serinales, Debaryomycetaceae.